UUUAGUUCAUUACAUGGGAAUCUUUCAAAUAUACGAGAAGAACUUCGAAAACUUGGCCAUGGUUCAAUAACAUUCGAUCCAAAAUAUUCACGGGGAAUAGGAUUAUUAACACUGCAAAAUCCAGAAAGACAUAAUGCACUAAGUGGCAAAAUGAUGGCGGAAUUAUCAGACAUAGUGGAUAAAUUAGAAAAUAUUGUUAAAUCUAAUACCACCGAUAAUUUAAAUCAUGAGAAUAGGUUAAAUAAUGUUAAUGAAUUAGAUAAAUCGAUUGGAAUCAUUGUUACUGGAAGUAAAAAUACUUUUUGUUCAGGUGUAGCAAAGGACCAUAUCUUAACUCCAGAAAAUGGAAAAAAGAUGAGUUUAUUAAUGCAAGAUACACUAUUUAGAUUUGGUCAAUUACCCUUAAUUUCAGUAGCUGCAAUUGAAGGUUAUGCAUUAGGCGGUGGUGCUGAAUUGGUGACUGCCUGUGAUCACAGAUGCAUUUCAGAAACCUCAAAAAUUAGAUUUGUCCAAGUCAAAAUGAGUGUGAUUCCCGGAUGGGGUGGUGGAAAACGAUUAAUUGAUAUUGUAGGAUCAGUUAACGCGUUAAAAAUAAUGGGAACUAGUGAACCAAUAACCGCUCAGAAUGGAUUGGAUUUAGGUUUUGUCGACGUUAUUGCUCCACAUGGUGAAUGUGUUAAUAGAGCACGCGAAUUUUUAAAUCGUUAUGUUUAUUUUUCAGAAAAAGAUGAAAGAAAAGGUGAAAAUGGAUGUGAUAGUACAAAUUAUGAUAGAAUAAAUUCUGUUAAAGCGGUGAGAGGAUUAAAAUCAUUAAUUUCACGGACGAAGAAUAACGAAGAGUAUAAAAAUUUCUUACUUUAUGAACAUGAACUAUUCUGCUCGCUUUGGGGACAAAAAGAAAAUGUUGACGCGGUUCUUAAAACAAGAAAUAGUAAAUAA
This is a messenger RNA of Dentiscutata heterogama, 939 nucleotides long. Lineage: Eukaryota; Fungi; Glomeromycota; Glomeromycetes; Diversisporales; Gigasporaceae. The record is from the annotation of a GenBank genome assembly.